GCAGAUAUCAAUGAAUGCACAAAACAAAAUGGCGGAUGCUCUCACAGGUGCACUAACACUGAUGGUAGCUUUACAUGCUCUUGCCCAGAUCCUGAACUGAAUUUAGCACCCGAUCGUCGAACUUGUGUCGGUAAGAAAAUUGGUAUCACCUCCGCAGGUUGUUCAUUAUGAAUCAAUUUUAGGGAAAAAUUGAGAUUCAUUUUAAUUAUAUAUAACAUACAACUUUAUUAUCUAUAUAGCGCAAAAUACAUGGGUAUAUGAUCAUGAUCUAAUGCACUUUACAUUACGAUGCUUAGAAUAUGCUUUAAUAUUACAAUGAAAUGGAUAAAAAAAAUCACAUCUUACCUAAAUAGUUAAUAAAUUUAUUCUGGAUAAAAAAAAUAUAUAUAUAUUUGCAUGUAAAAAUGUAUGUUAAAAUACCAUAGGUCACACGAUAAAAGCUAAUUUAAAAUAAUGGGUUUUUAGCCGUGCCAUAAAAGUUUUGAGAUUGCCCAAAGCUCUCAGCUCGCCUGAAAGGGCUGCAAAGAACGCUCUGUCUCGUUCUUUUUUUUUUUCCAUAGCCGAUGAUGUUGACAUCAAGUGUUUUAAAAACCACAUGUCAAUCACACUACCCAAAACCCUCCUUCAUGGGUUAAGCCGUGAGCAUGUCACUCUACGAGAUCUCAACUGCGUUGCAACGGAAACAAAUACCCAUUACACCCUUACGACAGCUUUCACCGAUUGUGGCACGACCGCCACGUUCAGAAAGGGCGCCGUUGUCUACAGUAACACAGUUUUGGAAAUACCAGUGGAAGGUGACGCUGUGGUAACCAGAGUUCGCGAGAUUGAGAUUCCUUUCAGUUGCUAUUUCAAAUCCAGCGGUGAUGCAAUAUCUGUUGGAUACAAACCUGACAUCAGGAAACUGGUCGUCGACGAAGAUGGGAAAGGAAACUUUUCACUAAAUCUAGACAUGUUUGCAGAUAAAAAGUAAGCUUGCAUGAAGUGUGUACUUAGGUAACAAUGCAUCGUGGGAGGCCAAAUAGGGAGUUUGUCUUGAAGCAGUUUGAGCUUUCUACUCUAUCAUACUCGGGUUCGAAAUAAUUCACUAAAACUUGGAGCAACAAACUUCCAUUGUUCCACAUUUCGGCGUCAGUUGAAAUUUCCUUAAGAGGGCGCAAAAAGUAGUAAGUGCUGAUGUUACAUCGAAGAACAAUGAAGAAAAAAUAUUUGUUUGCUUUCGCAUUUUCUGUUGCUCUGAAAAUUAUCUUCUUUUUUUAACCAGGUUCACCCUACCAUACAGAGAAGAGGACUAUCCAGUGCAAAUCAAACAAAAACAGGAUCUGCGUUUUCGAGCGUCCGUAAAAUCCGAGGACAAAAAUUUGUCGGUUUUAGUGGAAAAUUGUUUCGCUACUUCCUCCAAAAAUACUUACCUUGCGGCUAAAUAUUAUCUCGUCAAGAACGGGUGAGAUGUAUACGAUUGUUCCAUGUGUCAUUAAAAGGGAUAAACAAUGUACAAUGCGACGAGCUAAUGCCACUGAAAAAAAGUUGGAGACAAUUUGCUUCAUGACAAUAUAUCUGUGGAAAUCUUGGCCGCUGUGACUAGUCGUCUAGAUUCAGGCUGGUUUGAGUUUGUGCGAUACUCGUAGCUAGUAAGAUGAGUCACAACUUAACUUAUUAAAGAAGCAGCACACACGAAACUAUUUUUUCCAAUAAUUUAAUCCACCCUUUCAAACAGACAGAUUUUUAUGAGAUCUGAAAUUACACCUUGAACAAAGUUUAGAAUUCUCAGAAUCUCCAAAGAGAAAAAGUAAAAAUUUUUGUUGGAUAUCAGGCCUUUGCAGAUCAGAGACGGAUUAAUAUUUCUCAUUGAAAUGUUUCCAUGUGGUGUUUUGUAGAUGCUGUGUCGAUAAAACCACCAAAUUCGUUCCAACUCCUAAAACUGAAGAAUCCAGAUUCUCCAUCGAAGGAUUCAAGUUCAUUGCUGAUCAUCCAUUUGUGUUUCUUCAUUGCCAAAUGAGGAUUUGUGAUUCUGAUGACCUGAAUUCCAGAUGUUCUCAAGGAUGUUUGAAAGGAUCGAGGGAAAAGCGAGACGCUAACAAUAAGGAUAAGUUGUACUCUAUGGUACAGGGCCCUCUUACAAUUGAUGAUGACUUAGAAGAAACGAAAGCCAAUCAAAAGACUGUAAAAGGUAAAAUAGCAACUGACUGUUUUCUUCAGCUUUUUAAUAAACGCCAAAUAUAAAUAUGCGAAGUGAUUUUGGAACUUAAGUUGACAGUGAGGACUGCAACAAGAUAAAAACCAAUCUAAAACCUUUAGCCCCAAAAGUGACUGGCUUUUUACUUCUCCUUCCAGUAUAUUCCUUGAAUCAAAUGUAGAGGUCAUGGAAUUAGAGAGAAAGAUCACCAUUUUGCAAAAGAAUCUCCUGACUGUCGAUAAGUUCUUCUUGUCAGUGUCAUAGGUACUGUGAAGAAAGCAUAUGGAGAACAUAAAUGCUGAUGUUAGUGUGUUGAACGUUGAGGAGCUCAGAUAGCAUCUUGACUUCAGAAAUAAUUCUAAAAGUCAGUUUUCCCGUCGGAAACUUUUGUUUAAUCCACGUUUUAAUGGUCUUUACAUUGUUUUAUGUUAAUCUUCAUCAUCUUAAACUUCUACUUCUCUCUAGCCUACUUUUUCAACCUUUUUAAAAUCAAGACCUCGGUGAAAACUCAAAUAAAAAUGAUUAGAUAAUAAAUAUAAUGAUAAUAAUAGUGAUCCCUAUCAUAAUUAUCAUCUUCAUCUUUACUUUUAUGUUUGCCUUUACUAAUAUUGACAUCAUUUAUUUUCCUUUUUGCUAACAAUUUUGAAGGUGCAUGGUUUUUACUCGGUAAACUUAUUCACCCAGAUUUAACAAUGCGUAAGAAAAUUCCUUUUAUUAAAAAUCCUUUGGUUUAUUUCAGAUGCCACCAUACCAGCAGUCCUUUCUUUACUUGUACUGGCUGUGAUUUGCAUUGUGGGAAUGAUUUGGUUAGAUCACAAAAGAAAAAGAGUCGCUCGUGUGUAUACUCCAUAG
This is a messenger RNA of Pocillopora meandrina, 3025 nucleotides long. NCBI's taxonomy places the organism in Eukaryota, Metazoa, Cnidaria, Anthozoa, Scleractinia, Pocilloporidae. The record is from the annotation of a GenBank genome assembly.